This is a messenger RNA of Aethina tumida (small hive beetle), 1255 nucleotides long. RefSeq names its product coiled-coil domain-containing protein 124. Gene Ontology annotation, molecular function: transcription coactivator activity. NCBI's taxonomy places the organism in Eukaryota, Metazoa, Arthropoda, Insecta, Coleoptera, Nitidulidae. Gene Ontology annotation, biological process: transcription by RNA polymerase II. Gene Ontology annotation, cellular component: nucleus. The record is from RefSeq and is a predicted model, not a curated record. The transcript has 3 exons. Bases 139 to 765 code for a protein of 208 amino acids.
UCAUUUCUAUUCAGUGCUAUCAUGGUAGCUGGAUAACCAAUAUUGCCAUAGUUACAAUGAGUAUUAAAUGUUUUUAAUUAAAAACAACUGCCACUUCACAAUUACAACAUACGUCACUACAACAUUCACAAUUCAAUAAUGCCUAAAAAAACAGAAAACACAAAAGCCGUAGCGGCCCGCGAAAGGAAAAAGAACGCCAAAGAGGCAGAGAUAGCCCGCAAACAGAAGGAAGAGGAGGACGCUUAUUGGAAGGAUGAUGACAAACAAGUACUGAAGAAACAACAAAAAAAGGAGGAGCAGGAGCGUAAGAGACAGGAACAAUUGAAGAAGAAGGCUGAAGCCAAAGCGCUGUUGGAAAAGGAACAGGCGACUAUUGUCAAGUCAGCCAAGGCACCGCCACCACCAAAAAUAACCCGAGCACAAAUUGAGAGGCAGCAACAGUUAAGGCAACGUGAUGAAGAGAAGAAAAAGGAUACUCCAAUUACAACACAUUUGGAUGCACCACUGGUUGAAAACGUGAAUAGAUUAACUAUUGAUGGAGAUGAAGCCAGAACUGUCAGCGAAGCCAUAGCUGUUUUGAGUAACUCUCCUGAAGAGGUUGACAAGCAUCCAGAGAAGAGGAUGAAGGCGGCCUACACGGCGUUUGAGGAAAGAAGGUUGAAGGAAUUGAAGGUAGAGAUGCCAGAGUUAAAAUUGUCACAAAUGAAACAGUUGAUUUGGAAAGAAUGGGGCAAAUCGCCUGAAAAUCCUUUGAACCAAAAUUAGACCAUCAUUUGAAAUGUGACUGCAAAAUUGUUGUUCUAUAGUAUUUUAACCAAUAUCUAUCUUAUCAAAUGAUGUGUUUCUAAAAGUUUUUUAUCCCUCACAUAUUUAUUUUUAAUAAUAGCAAUAAAAUUACUUAAUUGCCAGUAAACUGAACUAUAAUAUUUUUACUAAUAUCUCCUAUUUGUUAAAUUUUACUGGCAUUUACAUAAAACUUAAGGCACUUCAUUUGAUACUAACUUUAUUAUUUAAUAUUGUCUUCAUCAUGUGAUCAACCAAAAUAGAUCUUUAAUAGAAUUAGUUUAUCUUAGAUAUUGUUAAAUACUAUAGACAUGUUCCUUUUUAUAUUGUUACACAAAAAAAAAUGAAUAUUCUCCCUUUUAAGAACAGUCCUGGAAUUAAUAGACAUAAAAAUCCCCGUACUAAUUUAUUCAUAAUAUCAAUUAUAAUAAUAUAUUAAGGGAGCAUUUAAUAAAUAAAUAUUUGAAUUAAA